CCAGUACACCAUCAACCACCAACCACACCUUCCCGGGAUUGCCUUGCCGCCCGUCAAUCGCGCCCUUUCGACGAGGGAAGGACGCGACGUCUGUCUGGACCGCUGCAUCCAAGCACCGCAAGCUAUAUAGAGCCGGCUUAUCAGCUUCGUUACACCCCGCCUGUUGCGAAACGUCAGUAGGGUGGAGAGAUCGUAAAGAUACGAGAGAAGAUAAGAACCUAAAAGAAAUGGAAAUAUCAGGGCGAGUUGCCCUAAUAACGGGAGCCGCAGAGGGCAUUGGUAAAGCAUUUGCCAUCGAACUGUUGAAUCGUGGUGCCAAGGUGACCAUAUGUGAUAUGAACGUCGAAGAAGGACAAAAACUGCAGAAAAAAUUAGCCGCAGAACACGGCAAAGAUCGCGUAAUUUUCUUGCCAUGCGACGUCACAGAUUAUCCGCAACUCGAAGGUGCGUUUCGGACAGCGGCCACGGAAUUCGGCCGUAAUGUUGAUAUCGUUAUCAACAACGCUGGUAUCAUGAAUGACCGGUUUUGGGAGCUUCAAGUAGACGUUAAUCUCAACGGGGUAAUACGCGGUACUAUGCUUGCUCAACGAUUACUGGGCAUCGAUAGGGGUGGCCAGGGUGGAGUCGUUGUUAAUAUUGGCAGCAUCGCCAGCAUUAACCCUUACGUCAGCGUACCAAUUUAUUCCGCGACGAAAGCGGCUAUUGUCAGCUUCACUAGAGCUUAUGGGGAUAAAUAUCAUGUUGACUUGACGGGCAUUAAGGUGAUGGCACUCUGUCCGGGUCUCACGAACACCAAGAUGAUAUGUGACGUCAAUAAAAAGUUUUCUUUGAGUCGAUUCGAGGAAGCCUGGAAAAAAGAUACGAAGUCCUCGGUUCCUCAAAGGCCGGAGGACGUGGCGAAGGCAUUGGUGCACGUGAUUACUAAGGGCAAUAGCGGAAGCGUGUGGACGGUGGAGAAGGGCGAGCCGCCGUACGAGAUCAGCUUUUUUGACGUUUGCAUUGUCUCUCGGAAAGUAUAUACCGAACGCAAGAUAAUUAUAAUGGAGAUCAAAGGGAAAACCGUGCUCGUCACCGGCGGAGCCAACGGUAUCGGCUAUUGCACCGCUCGUGAAUUACUUCGAAGUGGAGCGAAGGCCGUUGCAAUCAUAGAUCUACCCGAUUCGAACGGUGAAAAUGCUGCUACGGAAUUGAAGAAGGAAUUGGGCGCGAAUCGUGCCAUUUUCCUCGUUGGAAAUGUGGCCAAUUCCGAGGAACUAACGGCUUGCUUCGAAAAGGCAAUAGAGUCAUUUGGCACACUGGAUAUCGUUAUCAACAACGCUGGCGUUAUGAACGAUGCGAAAUGGGAGCCCAUGGUUGAUGUUAAUUACAAAGGGGUUGUACGCGGCACGAUAUUGGGCCUGAAACAUAUGGGAAAGCACAAAGGCGGAAAAGGUGGUACUAUCGUCAACAUGUCCUCUGUAGUCGGCUUGCAGAGCAAUCCGCUCGCGCCGAUUUACGCCGGAACGCAUUUCGCCAUCGUCGGAUUCACCUCAUCGUUAACAACUUUCUACGAGAAAACGGGCGUACGUGUACUGACGAUGUGUCCCGGUCUUACGACCACUGGCAUGGCCUCCAAGUACAUGUCAAGUAAAAUCUACGCGAUGGAUCUCCUCGAUGACGAGUUCGCUGCCAAGGAGAUGACGAGUCAAUCGCUAGAGAGUCAAUCGCCCGAACACGUGGCAACCGCUGUUGUGGAAUUGAUCGAAAAAGGAGGAAACGGCGCGAUCUUCGUCAGCGAAAACAAUCAACCUGCUUACGCCGUGCAAUUACCGUUCUACGCCGAUUUGAAGAUUUCGGUGUAAAGCCUGCGCUUUGUGACAAAAUAUCCUUGUUACACGGCGUCUUGACACUUCCAUGAUUCUUAAAAAAAAAAAUGUAAUUUGAACAAAAAUUUCAAAAAUAGAUUUUGUGAUUGUCCAGCGUGACAUAAAAUUCUCGACCAUCAAAUACACUUACAAUUUGUUUAGAUUUCAAAUUUAUUUAUUAGAUUUAUUUUCAACGUAAUGGAAAAAUAAAUCUAAAUUUCUAAUUGUGAACAAUCGAAAAACAAAGUCGUUGAAUUAUUUGUUUCAAUAAACAUAAUGCAUUUGUAUUGCAAAAACCGUGGAAUUGUCAAACGAUCUUACUUGCUUUUCCGAAAAGUUUGAUAUUAAUUCUUAGCGCUUGCACUUUCUCGAGGCUCGAAUUAGCCAUAGAUAAGUAAUAUUUAAUAAUAAAAAGAUUCGUAAUUAAGCUAAUUAAAUAUUGAUUUUUCUAAUAAUGGCAAAGUACACCAGCUAAUAAUAUAUUCAGUAUAUUCACUGUUAUUUCAUGAAAAUAGAAUAGCGAUAAUAACGACACUUUUAGAUUCUAAUUUCUUUUCCUUUUUAACAAAAAUAAUGAGGCGUAGAAUGCUAAAAUAAAAUGCGAUGUAUACAGCGUGAGAUUUUCGUUAUUUAUCAUUGAAAGCGAAAAAUCUGAUCAAGCUCGGAGCUUAUGGCAUGUAUAAAUAAAAUUCGAGAUAAAGAGCGCAUAAAUCUCUACAAGAAUAAUUUAUUACAAUAUAUACAAAAAAAAACGAUAGAAAUGUUGGGAAUUGCUUGUUGGAAAUCAGAAUUUUCAAGAGUUGUAAUGAAUACUAAUACGAUGCCCAUAUUAUCGCAAACAGCUUUUCGAUAAAUAUCACAUUAUUUGUUCCACUGUCUUACUUUAUCGUUAAAAUUAUUUUUAAAAAUGCAAAUAUGAUAAAUAUAUAUUAAUAUACAUAUGUAUAUAUAUAUAUAUAUUAAAAAUUAUUUGAAUACAUAUAAAGGAAUAAGAAUAUUUUAAUUUUAUUGAAGAGAUACUAGAUUCAGAAUGAACCGAAACGUUCGGAACUUUUACAGCGGAUCUUUUUUUUUAUAAUAAAAGCAUGUUCGUGUAUUUACAUAUAUAUAUAUUUGUCAUAUUUGCGUUUUCGUUCUUGUUCUAAUAAACGUAAGUAUAUGCAAUUGAAA
Wasmannia auropunctata (little fire ant) is the source of this 3014-nucleotide messenger RNA. RefSeq names its product peroxisomal hydratase-dehydrogenase-epimerase-like. Gene Ontology annotation, cellular component: cytoplasm. The coding region runs from base 228 to 1841 and encodes 537 amino acids. Gene Ontology annotation, molecular function: oxidoreductase activity, acting on the CH-OH group of donors, NAD or NADP as acceptor. The transcript has 13 exons. The record is from RefSeq and is a predicted model, not a curated record. Lineage: Eukaryota; Metazoa; Arthropoda; Insecta; Hymenoptera; Formicidae.